AUGGUUAUACAGGAGGACUUUGAGCAGUAUGCUGUCAAAGCCAAGAGUUUGCCAGCAAAUCAAACAAAUGAAAACUUGCUUAUCCUUUAUGGAUUGUACAAGCAGUCCACUGUUGGACCUGUUAACACCGACCGUCCUGGAAUUUUCAACAUGAGGGAUAGAGCUAAAUGGGAUGCAUGGAAGGCUGUUGAAGGGAAAUCCAAGGAUGAAGCAAUGUGUGAUUACGUCACUAAGGUGAAACAGCUGCUGGAAGAAGCUGGCUUGCCUGCUUGA
Molecule: messenger RNA, 273 nt
Organism: Sphenostylis stenocarpa
Lineage: Eukaryota; Viridiplantae; Streptophyta; Magnoliopsida; Fabales; Fabaceae
Source: the annotation of a GenBank genome assembly